This is a messenger RNA of Salarias fasciatus (jewelled blenny), 8163 nucleotides long. RefSeq names its product coiled-coil domain containing 88Ab (gene ccdc88ab). The record is from RefSeq and is a predicted model, not a curated record. Gene Ontology annotation, molecular function: microtubule binding; dynein light intermediate chain binding. The transcript has 36 exons. The coding region runs from base 557 to 6649 and encodes 2030 amino acids. Lineage: Eukaryota; Metazoa; Chordata; Actinopteri; Blenniiformes; Blenniidae. Gene Ontology annotation, cellular component: centrosome; cytoplasm. Gene Ontology annotation, biological process: cytoplasmic microtubule organization; cytoskeleton-dependent intracellular transport.
UCGACGGAGGCGGACGCAGGAGGAGAACACAGACAGGAGUCCACCAUGAGCACCGAGAGGAAGCCGAUCCUUUCCAACCCAGGACCCUGAACCUCUGGAUUUCCUCCUGCGGUGGAUGUUUCCUUUUAUUGAUCUCGGUUGCAGACCUCGGACCUUCCUCCGUCGGACCUUCCUCCAGUAACGGACCUCCUGCGUAAAACCAUACCUGGCGCAGGUCUCAUGUAGUCUGCUUCUGUUCCCCAUUUGUAGAUAGUCAUCUCAGCCGAAGGGCCUCUAAAUCCGAAAAUUACUACAACUGCGGGCAUAUUUUUCUUUUUGCAGCCGGAAAAUGUGAUUGUUUGCCCUUCCCAUGCGCCAGGCUCCGUUAUUGGCAUCGUGAACAGCUGGGACGCGUUGAGAAGAUUGUGGAUUUUAUUCUUUCGCCAGAAAUGAGCGUCGAUUUAAUUGAAUCAUCUACAUGAGUGGAGUCUAAACAAACCUCUCCCAGGGAGUGCACAUACACGGUUCCCCCCUCUCACACCUUAUCGGCUGAAAUCCACGGCGACUCGCUGGGAAUAUGGAAAACGAGGUUUUCACCCCCUUGCUGGAGCAGUUCAUGCUCACGCCUCUGGUGUGCUGGGUGAAGACUGUGGGACAGCCGACAGUGACCGAUGGAUCCAAAUUAUCGGAAUAUAUCGAGUUAGUGGAUGGGAUUUACCUGAACGAGAUUAUGAUUGAGAUAAACCCAAAGGCCACGGUGCAGAGGACCAACAAAAAAGUGAACAAUGAUCCCACGCUGCGAAUCCAGAACCUUUCAAUUCUCAUCAGGCAAAUCAAAGGCUACUAUCAGGAGAGCCUCCAGCAGCUGGUGAUGAUGCCUUUACCGAAUGUGCUCGUGCUCGGUCGUAACCCGCUGUCUGAACAAGGCCUAGAGGAGAUGAAGAAGCUGUUGCUGCUGCUUCUUGGCUGUGCUGUCCAGUGUGAGAAGAAGGAGGAGUACAUUGAGCGUAUCCAGACGUUGGACUUUGACACCAAAGCUGCCAUCGCCUCCCACAUCCAAGAGGUGACUCAUAACCAGGAGAACGUAGUGGACCUGCAGUGGCUGGAAAGUGGAGAAAUGCCUGCCGAGGACCUGGACGGCCUGUCCAGAAACCUGGCUUUCCACCUCAAGCGGCUGGUGGAUGAAAGAGACACCCAGCUGGAGACCAUCGUGGAGCUGACCCAGGAGCGGGACUCUGUGCAGCUCUCCCCUCUGGGUCCCUGUUCCAGCCAGUCUCCCGGAGACUCCCCCAGUAUGAGGAGGACCGAGAGCCGACAGCACCUCUCCGUGGAGCUGGCUGAUGCCAAGGCCAAGAUCAGGCGCCUUCGGCAGGAACUGGAGGAGAAGAGUGAACAGCUCCUGGACACCAGGCAGGAGCUGGAGAACAUGGAGGUGGAGCUGAAGAGACUCCAGCAGGAGAGCUAUCAGCUGCUCUCCGAUGCUCGGUCGGCUCGGGCCUACCGUGACGAGCUGGACGCGCUCAGAGAAAAAGCCAUUCGCGUGGACAAACUGGAGAGCGAGCUGACCCGGUACAAGGAGAGGCUUCACGACAUCGAGUUCUAUAAGGCCAGAGUGGAGGAACUGAAGGAGGACAAUCAGAUCCUUCUGGAGACAAAAACCAUGCUGGAAGAGCAGCUCGAUACCACCAGGACCCGCUCUGACAAGCUGCACCAUCUGGAGAAGGAGAACCUGCAGCUCAAAUCCAAGAUGCAUGACCUGGAGAUGGAGCGAGACUUGGACCGGAAGCGUAUGGAGGAGCUCCUGGAGGAGAACCUCGUGCUCGAGAUGGCCCAGAAACAGAGCAUGGACGAGUCUCUGCACCUUGGCUGGGAGCUGGAGCAGCUGUCCAAGACGCCGGAGCUGACAGAAGCCCCUCAGAAGUCUCUGGGCGAGGAGGUGAACGAGCUGACCUCGAGCCGCCUGUUGAAGCUGGAGAAAGACAACCAGGCGCUGCUGAAGACGGUGGAGGAGCUCCGAGGAGCCGCUAGUCAGGACGUGGUGGCAAAACUGGCCAAAGUCAAUCAAGAAAACCAAAAACUAAACCAGAAGUUGGAGCAGCUGGAGAGUGAAGUGACGGCGGAGAGGGAGUCGCUCCGCAGCGCUGAAUCACUCAGUACCGACCUGAUGAAGGAGAAAGCUUUACUGGAGAAGACUCUGGAAACUCUCCGAGAAAACUCAGAACGACAGCUGAAAGGUCUGGAGCAGGAGAACAAGCACCUGGGUCAGACCGUGUCGUCCCUGCGCCAGCGCUGCCAGGUGGGCGCCGAAGCCCGGGUCAAAGACGUGGAGAAGGAAAACCGGGUUCUGCACGAGUCCAUCUGCGAGACCACCGCCAAGCUCAACAAGAUGGAGUUUGAAAGGAAGCAGCUGCGUAAGGAGCUGGAGGUGAUGAAGGAGAAGGGAGAGCGAGCAGAGGAGCUGGAGAUCCGCAUGCAGAAGCUGGAACGGGAGAACGAGAGCCUGCAGAAGAAAGUCGCCAGUUUGGGAAUCACUUGUGAAAAGGUGUCGUCUUUGGAGAAGGAGAACUCUGACCUGGAGGCGGAGGGCCGUCGCCUGAAAAAGAAGCUGGACGCCCUGAAGAACAUGGCGUUCCAGCUGGAGGCUCUGGAGAAGGAGAACUCCCAGCUGGAGCAGGAGAACCUGGAGCUCCGGCGCUCGGCCGAGAGCCUCCGGUCGGCCGGGGCGAAGGCCGCUCAGCUGGAGGCCGAGAACAGGGAGCUGGAGAGCGAGCGGAGCCAGAUGAAGCGCAGCCUCGAACUGCUCAAAGCCUCCUCCAAGAAGACGGAGAGAUUAGAGGUGAGCUACCAGGGCCUCGACACUGAGAACCAGCGUCUGCAGAAGGCUUUGGAGAACAGCAGCAAGAAGAUCCAGCAGCUGGAGGCGGAACUGCAGGAGGUGGAGACGGAGAAUCAGAACCUGCAGCGAAACCUGGAGGAGCUCAAGAUCUCCAGUAAAAGACUGGAGCAGCUGGAGCAGGAGAACAAGUGUCUGGAGCAGGAAAGCUCCCAGCUGGAGAAAGACAAGAAGCUCCUGGAGAAGGAAAACAAGCGUCUGAGGCAGCAGGCUGAGAUCCGUGACUCCAAACUGGACGACAGCAACCAGCGCAUCGCCUCUCUGGAGAAGGAGAACCGCACCAUGGGCAAGGAGAUGAUCUUCUUCAGGGACUCGUGCACGAGAGUCAAAGACCUGGAGAGAGAGAACAAGGAGUUGGUCAAACAAGGCAGCAUUGAUAAGAAGACCCUGAUUACCCUCAGAGAGGAGCUGGUGAGUGAGAAGCUUCGUACGCAGCAGAUGAAUAACGACCUGGAGAAGCUGACCCACGAGCUGGAGAAGAUCGGACUGAACAAGGAGCGGCUCCUGCAUGACGAGAGUUCGGACGACAGGUUUAAGCUCCUGGAAACCAAACUGGAGUCGACUCUGAAAUCAUCUUUGGAGAUUAAAGAGGAGAAAAUCGCUGCACUGGAGGCCAGACUGCAGGAAUCCUCCAACCUCAACCAGCAGCUUCGACAGGAGCUGAAGACGGUGAAGAAAAACUACGAGGCGCUUCGUCAGAGAGAGGAGGAGGAGAGGAUGGUGCAGAGCUCACCUCCUCGUGGGGCGGACGACCCUCACCCUGCCAGUAAAUGGGAGAAGGAGAGCCAUGAAGCCACCCGGGAACUGCUGAAAGUGAAAGACCGUCUCAUUGAGGUGGAGAGAAACAAUGCCACGUUGCAGGCUGAGAAGGUGGCCCUGAAGAGUCAGCUCAAACAACUGGAAACCCAAAGCUCCAACCUGCAGGCUCAGAUCGUGGCCGUUCAGAGACAAACGGCCUCCUUACAGGAGAACAACACCACCCUGCAGACUCAGAACGCCAAGCUGCAGGUGGAGAACUCCACCCUGAGCUCGCAGAGUGCGGCGCUCAUGGCCCAGAACGCCCAGCUGCAGAGCCAGCAGAGCAGCGUGGAGGGCGAGCGCGAGGGGGCGCUGAAGGACAAGGAGGAGCUGAGGUCCACCUACGAGCUGCUGCUCCGUGACCACGAGAAGCUGGCGGCGCUGCACGAGAGGCAGGCGGCCGAGUACGAGGCCCUGAUCGGGAAGCACGGCGGCCUGAAGACCUCCCACAAGAGUCUGGAGCAGCAGCACCGGGACCUGGAGGACAAGUAUAAGCAGCUGCUGCAGAAGAAGGGUGACCUGGAGGAGCUGGAGAAAAACCUGAAGGAGCAGCAGGAGAAGAUGGCGCUGGAGAACCAGACCCACGCUGCCACGGCCGAUCAGUGCAAGCAGCUGAAAGAGGAAAACGACAGACUGAACACGACAUAUCGUCAGCUUCUGAAGGACAACGAGAACCUCCAGCUGGACCACAAAAACAUCAAGAGCCAGCUGAACAGUGCCAAGCUGGAUCAGACCAAGCUGGAGGCCGAGUUCUCCAAACUAAAGGAGCAGUACCAGCAGCUGGACAUCACCUCCACUAAACUCACCAACCAGUGCGAGCUGUUGAGCCAGCUGAAAGGAAACCUGGAGGAGGAGAACCGUCACCUGCUGGACCAGAUCCAGACCCUGAUGCUGCAGAACCGGACCCUGCUGGAGCAGACCAUGGAGAGCAAGGACCUAUUCCACGUCGAACAAAGACAAUACAUAGACAAGCUGAAUGAGCUGAGGAGACAGAAGGAGAAGCUGGAGGAGAAGAUUAUGGAUCAGUAUAAGUUCUACGACCCUUCACCUCCACGCAGGCGUGGCAACUGGAUCACAUUGAAGAUGAAGAAGCUGAUCAAGCCAAAGAGCCGAGAGAGGAUGCGGUCUCUCACGCUGACGCCGUCUCGCUCGGAGUCUGGCGACGGCUUCCUGGCGUUUCCAGUGGACAGCCAGGACAGCUCCUCGGUGGGCUCCGGCUCCAACUCUCUAGACGACGCUCUGUCGCACAAGAGGAGCAGCACUAUUAAAAGGUUGCCUUUCAUGAGGAACAGAUCCAAGGACAAAGACAAAGACAAGGCCAUCUACCGGCGCUCCAUGUCCAUGAACGACCUGCUGCAGUCCAUGGCGGUGGCGGGUGGCCCCGGGGCUCAGUGGGCGGGCAGCACCGAGAACCUGGACGGGCCUGAAGCCGGAGACGGCGCCGGGACGGGCAGCAGCAGGCGCAGUGGACAGCGCAUGAAGGAACUGGCCCUUUCCACCAACGCCAUCGAUUGCGCCGCCCUCACCUUGCCCUCUGCGGGACACAGCAGAGCCAAGCACCGGCUUCAGGCCAAAGAAAUUGCCUCCUGCGAGGAUGUUGCUGGUUCUUCAGAUGAUCCUAAAAGUCAAGGCAGUGCUCUGGCUUUGUGUCGUCCUGCCGAGCAGAGCACUAUGUGCAGAGUGCCCUGUAGCAUCUGUACCUCCAGACCCUCCAGUCUCCAUAGCAACAGGACAACCAGUAGCAAUAGUAACAAUAACUCCCACCUAACGUCCCCUCUGGAGGGCAAAGGCACGUUGAAUGGCAGCCUCAGCCGGCCUCACAGCGAAAGCAGCGGCGAGUUCAGCCUGAGUUUGGACCAGGAGAUGUGGUCCAGCAGCGGCAGCAGCCCCGUCCAGCAGCCCACAUCCUCAAGAUCCUCCCACCAGAGUCCCCUGCAGCUGCGCAGGUCCCUGGACCCGUCCAGCGCCAUGGGCAGCCCGGCACCGACCCAGAUCAGGAAGACGGGCUCGCCGGGCAGCGAGGUGCUCUCCCUGCAGCAGUUCCUGGACGAGGGCAUCGACCCGGCAGAGUCUGGAAGUCAGGAGAACCUGACUGUAGACUCGCCCCGCCUCCCCGCCGCCUCUGAGCAUCCUCAGAAAGAACGCACAAAGGGACGCGGCAUAUUACGCUCGUCCAGCGGCAGAGCGGCGCCGGUCGGCGCCGACCGGCCGCCGAGAUCCUCGGGACAGCCGGGCCGGCCCACCCUGCGCAAGGCCGAGAGCACCCGCGUCAAAGGCUCCGCCCCCAUCCGCUCCAGCCUGUCCUCGCAGGGCAAAGCCACGUCCGUGUCCGAGCGGCUGGACUCCGCCUCCUCCACACUGCCGCGGGCCAGCAGCGUCAUCUCCACCGCCGAGGGAACCACGCGCCGCACCAGCAUCCACGACCUGCUGUCCAAGGACAACCGACAGCCCGUUUCCGUUGACGGCGCCCCCGCCGUCGCUGCCGCCAAGGCUGGAGUCCGCUCCCAGCCCACACCCAGUGAGUACCUCGCCAACCUAAAGGGACCCCUUUCCACCUCCUCCACCACCACCGCCGCCCCACUGCCCAAGUCACUCAGCUUACCUUGCCAUAGCUUGGAGGACCCCGACCUUUCCACCCUCGAGUCUUUCCUUGGCCCCUCUUUCACCGUCGAGUCGGUGUUUAUGGACUCCAUCUUUAGCGAGUCAGCAGGCAAAAACCUCCCCUUCCUGUCCUUAAACCCCACCCUGGUCAGCAACAUCAGCGGUCCUCCUGUCUCCAGUAAGACCCACCCCCCCUCCACGGGGCAGAACCACAUGUCCGCCCAGAGCCAGGGCGCUCUCAGCCAGUCGAACGGCCAGAAGAGGUCCGGCUCAGACGGCAUGAACGGCGAGGCCGUCGAGCCCAGUGCGAACAGUUCGGAGCCGCCGCUGAGCCCAGAGGACAACCAGUCCCUGUGGUACGAGUACGGCUGUGUGUGAGGGACCGGGAGGUUUCUGACUUGCUGAUUUCAAUACUAAACCUGGGGAGACUGGCACCGUCUGCAUGUAUUUAUCAAAACUCCGUGUGGUGUUUCGGUUCCUUCUUUUGUUUUCCCAUGGUGCAAUUCGGUGACUUUUUUGGUUUCUUUUUCCUUUAAGAACUGAUCCUCCGUCCAAUCGCUUUCCCAGUAUUCUUUUUUCAUUCGUUUCUCUUGCUAACCCGAUACAGUUAUCUGCCGUGGUCUGUCCAUACAUCAGACACAGUGAUGUUUCUGGGUUACUCUGCAGAGGGAUCUUAUUAAAGGCUGCAUUUCAUGCAGGAGCAGAACUCACUGAGUCACAGCCGUCGAUGAAAAGCAGCAUUUUUAAUGUCAAAAUUAGUAAUAAUAAGUAUUGUGACACUUUAACAGUUUAGUCACAUCAAAAUCUCUCAGUGCGUCAGAUAAUGGAUUCAAUCCUGCUCUUUGUUUUCAUGUUUCCACUGUUUUUUUUUUUUAACUGACUUUAUCCACUUAACAGCUUUGUUGUGUUCCAGUCUGACCUGAAACGCCUCAUUUUGAUUGCAGUGAUCAAAAUGGUUCUUGUGUAUCUUGUUUCUUUUGAUGGUGUGUGUUGUGUUUUGUUUUGUACAUUUCAUGUUUUUUUCCCCUGUAUUUUCUUUUAUUUCAAAUGGAGCGUUUGCUUGUUGAGUGGUGGGUUAUUAACGCAUCUAAACUGACCUUCUGAGCUGGUGAGAAAAAGACGAAGCUUCAUUCUCAAAAUAACCAGAGAAAAGUGUUUUCUGUUGUUUUUGGGUAAGUGAAAGUAGAUGAGCGAGUGGGAAGAUGGCCGCUGAUGCAUUUAGGCCGUUUUUGGAGGUGGUGGUGAUGGAGUGAGUAUUAAUUUGUACGUUAACGACAGAUGGAGACUGUUUUGUGAGUGAAGCUUGUAUCAUUACUGUUGCAGAGGCAUCUUAGGGCCUCACCAAAGAAAAAAUACAGUGUUGAGUUGACGAAAUUCGGAAGCUUGAAAUUUAAUUGGCAAAGUUCAUAUUUUAUAACUGAAUUUUGGGAGAACAGAGAAGAAGUUUCAUAAUUAUUUAUUCACAAAAUUUGUGUUCCCAUGUUGAAUUUUAUUCGCAACAUUUCCAGUUUGUUCCCAACAUUUUGACUUCCGCCUGUAUUAUUUCAUUGUUGUCGCGUUAAAUUCUGUUGUCUCUUUACUUCCACUGACGUGCCACAGCCUGACAAUGGUUAAUUUGUAUUAUAAAGCGAUAAGAUCUUGUACAGACCAUCAUAAUCAAUAAGUUAUAAUCAGAGACGAGCACUACCUAUUGUGCCAAUACUAGUAGAAGCGUUUGCAUAGAGGUAUUAAUUUAUUUUUUUGCUUUUGGACUCGGCAGCUGCUGUUUGAAAGUUGACUCGGCGUAUUUAUCUCGGCCCCGCAGGCUGAAAUAAAACUGUUGUUUCCGUCGUCGCGCUGCAGAUGUAACCCAAACGUUGCCUUUGUCCUACAGAUGUGGAGGGCAGAAAGUC